CCUCAUGGGCACGCGAAGGCUUUGCGUCUCAGAGAUCGUCGUCCCCGUUCUUCCCCUUCAACCUUCUCUCUUCUCUCUCCGUAACUCCGGCCGUUCGUAAAACUCCGAUGCCAUCGCGAUGACAGGAAACGAGUUCCGAUUCUUCCUUUCUUGCGAUAUAAAUCUUCCCGUGACCUUCCGGAUUGAGAGAUUGGAAGGGAACCUGCCGCAAUCUUCAGCUUCAUCCGAACUUGACACAUCAACUGAGAACAGAACUGCGGAGCUAUAUGUUGAAUAUGCCCUCUACAUUGAUGGGGCCCCCUUUGGGCUGUCGACCAAAACAAGGCUGGAAUCUUCGGGAUACCCAUAUUGUUGGAACGAGCUUAUAACAUUGAGUACCAAGUAUCAGGACUUAACUUCUCAGGCACAACUUGCAUUCACUGUGUGGGAUGUCUCAUGCAGUAAUAAUGAUGGUUUAGUUGGUGGAGCGACUGUUUUUCUUUUUAAUAGCAAAAAGCAACUAAAAGCAGGAAGGAAAAAGCUUCGACUUUGGCCUGGAAAAGAAGCAGACGGAACAAUCCCAACCACUACACCUGGAAAGGUUCCUAAGUGUGAGCAAGGGGAGAUAGAGCGUCUAGAGAGGCUUGUAAACAAGUAUGAGAGGGGGCAGAUACAGCAUAUCGAUUGGCUGGACCGUCUCACAUUCAAGGCUGUGGAGAAAAUUAAGGAAAGAGAAAGCGGUAGAUGUGACAAUUCUCAUCUCAGCCUUGUAGUCGACUUCUGUAGUUUUGAGCACAGAGUUGUUUUUCAGGAGUCUGGAGCAAAUUUUUAUGCACCGUCUCCUGUAUCAUCGACAAAUGAGGUUGUUACUGUAUGGGAUCCGGAAGUUGGUAGAACAAAUCCUUCAGAACACAAGCAACUAAAACUUGCAAGGUGCUUGACUCGUGGGAUAAUCGAUAGGGAUCUAAAACCAAGUUCUAAUGAAAGGAAGUCAAUUCAGAGAAUCCUUAAGUACCCUCCAACACGCACACUGAGUGGUGAUGAGAGGCAGUUAUUAUGGAAAUUUCGUUUCUCAUUGAUGUCAGAGAAGAGGGCCCUCACUAAGUUUCUCCGUUGUGUUGAAUGGACUGAUGUUCAGGAAGCAAAGCAAGCAAUUGAUUUGAUGGGGAGGUGGGAAACCGUUGAUGUAGCUGAUGCAUUGGAACUUUUGUCUUCGGUUUUUGAGAGUGAAGAAGUUCGUGCAUAUGCUGUAAGCGUUCUCGAAAGGGCUGAUGAUGAAGAGCUUCAGUGUUAUUUACUUCAGCUGGUGCAAGCUCUUCGGUUUGAAAGAUCUGAUAAAUCUCGCUUGUCAUUUUUUCUUGUUCAACGAUCAUUAUCAAAUAUCGAGAUAGCUAGCUUCCUUCGCUGGUAUGUUGCAGUGGAGCUUCAUGAUCUAACAUAUGCAAAGCGUUUUUAUUGCACCUAUGACAUGCUAGAAGAUAGCAUGGUGAAAAUGGAGGCUGCUGCCAAUGGAGAUGAUGAUGGGUUUAAGUUGUGGCAAAGUUUAGUGCGUCAGACAGAAUUGACAGCUCAGUUGUGUUCUAUUAUGAGAGAUGUAAGAAAUGUGCGUGGUGGAACACAAAAGAAAAUUGAAAAAUUAAGGCAACUUCUUUCUGGACUUCUUAGUGAACUUACCUACUUUGAAGAGCCAAUUCGAUCACCUCUAGUACCUCGUGUACUCAUAACCGGGAUUGUGCCAUCAGAGUCAUCAAUCUUUAAAAGUGCAUUGCAUCCUCUUCGUCUAACAUUUCGAACAGCAAGUGGUGGGACUUGUAAAUUGAUCUUUAAGAAGGGAGAUGACCUCCGACAGGAUCAGUUGGUCAUUCAAAUGGUUACUCUUAUGGAUCGGUUGCUUAAACUGGAGAAUCUUGACUUGCAUUUAACUCCAUAUAGAGUGCUUGCUACUGGGCAAGAUGAAGGAAUGAUGGAAUUUAUUCCUUCCAGCUCUCUAGCACAGAUCCUAUCAGAGCACCGUAGUAUUGUGAACUAUCUGCAGAAGUUCCAUCCUGAUGAAGAUGGACCAUUUGGUAUUACUGCCCAAUGUCUUGAAACAUUUAUAAAGAGCUGUGCUGGCUACUCUGUUAUCACAUACAUAUUGGGAAUAGGAGACAGGCAUCUGGAUAACCUUCUUCUUAGAGAUGAUGGUCGCCUAUUCCAUGUUGAUUUUGGCUUCAUCUUGGGUCGUGAUCCCAAGCCAUUUCCUCCUCCUAUGAAACUUUGCAAAGAAAUGGUUGAGGCCAUGGGUGGAGCAGAAAGUCAGUAUUAUACGAGGUUCAAAUCUUAUUGUUGUGAAGCAUACAACAUUCUGCGGAAGUCCAGCAACCUUAUACUGAAUCUCUUUCAUUUAAUGGCCGGUUCUAACAUACCUGAUAUAGCUUCUGACCCUGAAAAGGGCAUUCUCAAGCUUCAAGAGAAAUUCCAGUUGGAUUUGGACGACGAGGAUUCCAUACAUUUCUUCCAGGAUCUCAUCAAUGACAGUGUUAGUGCAUUGUUUCCUCAAAUGGUUGAGACCAUUCAUCGAUGGGCUCAGUAUUGGCGUUGAUUUCAGUAUUCUCCAUGGGUGGACUAACUUUUAUGGAUGAUUCAGGAGCAAGAUCUGGGUCGCAUGGAGCUUUUAGGCAACUUUUGCUCAAAUCUGUAUAUGUUGUACAUGUUUUCUAGAGUUGGUAGGUAGCAACGAUGCAUUGUGUCAAUGGUUUAGGCAUCCCCUUGUAUGCUAGUAUAAUCCACUGUUUUUCUAUUCUAAAAAUAUUUGGCUUUGUUAAGCUCAUGGCAUAAUCUUUUCAUUGCAUUGUUAUAUUCCUGAGAGAAAGGAAGGGAUAUGCACCCGCCCUAUAAUUGUCUAGGUCCAAUACUUGGACAUACACCACACAGAAUUCGAGCCUAGAACUUUGGUUGCUAAGCAGAGAGCUAUGAUCAUUAGAGCGAGCCUUUCAUAUUGGUUAUUCUUGAGCCUAUUUGACGCAUUUCUAUUGGUGCGGUGGAGCCAAGAUUAUUGUAAUGGAGAUGGGAGAACUUCCCGUGUCUCUAUAAUUUGUUGAGUUGACUCUCAAGAUUUCCAGGUAAAUCUCACUUCUCACGUGUGUUAUAUGUUAGAUGUUAUGUACUAUAUGUAUUGAAAAAGAAAAUUGGGAGAAAUAAUGGCACUUGGCAUCUCUCUCUCCCUCUCUCUCUCUCUCUCUCACACACACACACACACACACACACACACACUUUGUGGUAUCCAUGGUCGCACCCGAAGAUGAAAGCCCCUCUCUAUAUCACCUAAUUUCCUGUUCCAAUCAUUCUAUUAGAUGAUAGUUUUGUUUUUUUUUUUGUUAGUAAUUUUGUAUGUUAUAUCCUCAAAAGAUAAAUUUAUGGAUCAUUUUUAUGUACUAUGAGUUUGCUUUGGUAAGAAAUAGAAAUUUUAUAGUGGAAGGGUGUUAGGAAAAUAGAAGGGUAAGAUAUAAGGUAGCAUGGAUCUAGAUUGUGAGGAAAGAUACAAAAAUGCUUGGAAUAUUAUUAGCGAUAGUUAUGGUCUUUAUGUACUCUAAUUCUCUAAUCCAGUAUCUUGAAUAUGCAGUGUUUCCGCUUGAUCUGAUCUGGGCGCCCAUGAUACUUUUGGAUUCCCAUCUCCGGUGGAUCGAGUUCAUCCUCCAAAACCUUCUCUAUGCCUUCCUCAAUCACUUCAUCAGAGAGAUGUUUUUAACAUGAUGAUAGGGUGACGAACAGAAUAUUGCAUUGUCAGGACAUGUUAAUAUUAUUGAUAUGGAGCACAAACUGAUAGAAGUUAACAGUCAGUAGCAGAGGCACAAUGUUUCUCUAAUGUUCCAUGUUAGAUAAUAUAUCCGCUUUGUGAGCCUUUCUUUAUGCUUCCUUAUGGAACUAUAUUGAGCUGCAGGAGAUGUUUCAGUGCUAAUGAGAACUAUGGCAGCAUUUGUACAUUUAUACCAUGCAAUGAGAAGGAGAUGUUUCAGUGCUAA
This is a messenger RNA of Phoenix dactylifera (date palm), 3980 nucleotides long. Its product is annotated as phosphatidylinositol 3-kinase, root isoform-like. Gene Ontology annotation, biological process: phosphatidylinositol-mediated signaling; endocytosis; autophagosome assembly. Gene Ontology annotation, molecular function: 1-phosphatidylinositol-3-kinase activity. Gene Ontology annotation, cellular component: phosphatidylinositol 3-kinase complex, class III, type I; phagophore assembly site; phosphatidylinositol 3-kinase complex, class III, type II. The record is from RefSeq and is a predicted model, not a curated record. Lineage: Eukaryota; Viridiplantae; Streptophyta; Magnoliopsida; Arecales; Arecaceae.